AUGAAGAUUUCUCUGGUUACAUUGAGUGCCCUGCUCGGCCUGGUCUCAGCCCAGAAUGCCGUCGUGAAAAACCAUUGUGCCACAUCCGUGUAUGUGCAGUCGUUCCCCUUCGACGGCAGCGCCCCCGGCCCUCUCACAACCGUUCCAAAGGGUGGAACCUUUUCCGAGAAAUUCAGAACAUCCGGCUCGACCGUCAAGAUAGCCAAGACGAAGACGCUGAGUACACCUCUCUUCUUUGGAUACUCUUUCUCCUCCAACCCAGACUACGCAUACUAUGAACUGAGCACAGAGUGGGGUAACCCAUUCGCUGCGAACCCCAACUCCCUCAGCCCUGGAGACGGCUGUGAGGUCUUUGACUGUGCGGCCAAUGAUGCUGCCUGCUACAGUACCCCAGCCCACAAGAAGGUGUAUGGCUGCCCCCAGCCAGUCACCCUGACAGCAGACUUGUGCCAGUAG
Molecule: messenger RNA, 456 nt
Organism: Penicillium brevicompactum
Lineage: Eukaryota; Fungi; Ascomycota; Eurotiomycetes; Eurotiales; Aspergillaceae
Exons: 3
Coding region: 1-456 (151 amino acids)
Source: RefSeq, a predicted model, not a curated record